Molecule: messenger RNA, 6279 nt
Organism: Corythoichthys intestinalis (scribbled pipefish)
Lineage: Eukaryota; Metazoa; Chordata; Actinopteri; Syngnathiformes; Syngnathidae
Gene: eps8a
Product: EGFR pathway substrate 8a, signaling adaptor
Exons: 18
Coding region: 2236-5478 (1080 amino acids)
Biological process (GO): Rho protein signal transduction; regulation of Rho protein signal transduction; positive regulation of ruffle assembly
Cellular component (GO): plasma membrane; ruffle membrane; vesicle
Molecular function (GO): actin binding
Source: RefSeq, a predicted model, not a curated record
GAGCGAGCGAACGAGCGCGCCUUUUUACUAAAAAGGCUAUUUGCUUUCUUCUUUCAUUUUGUCUUGCUAAUUGCUCAGCAAAGAAUCAUUUUGUCCUUUCUCGUACCGAGGCCUUCGUAUUUUCUCGGGCUACUUUCGUCCAAUACUUUGAGUGAGCUGAAUUGGAAGAAAUGUCGCUCGAUUCCCCGUGCCCGUGUACUUUGAAUAGGCUCAUUGAUAGUCGUACCGGCAGAGGGCGCCUCCGGCUGCCGUUCGCCUUCGCCUUAUCACUCUAAAAAAUAUGACCAUCGGUUCGGUUCCUUCAAAAAAUGGUGGCAACAAAGUGACACUUCAUAGAACUGAACAGAUUUGAAGCACUACGAUUUUGAUUCAAAUCUAUGGAAUAGAUUCAUUUCUAUGCAUAUGCUAACAGCUGAAAUGUGUUGAAUGUAGUAACAGACAACAAAUGAUGAGUUACAGUAUUUAUCACCCCAAAAAAUGUAGUACUGUAUAUCCUACUCCAUUUCACAAGCAAAGCUGAUUUACAUUUACGAACUAUCUGGGGGAAACUCAUUCGUAUUUACUGAUCAUCUAGGUGAAAUUGAGUUAUCUUUGUUCAUUACUUGGGUGAAAUGGAUUUACAUUUACUAAACAUAUGCAUAAAAUGGAUUUGAAUUCAUUAAAAAUAAGUUCUAUCAACUCCUAUUCGAGCACAUUGUUGCUUAAUUCAACACACUUACACUGUUGUUAUUUUUCUGUACCUAAAAUAUUUUUUUAUUUGAAGUGACAAUUUGUAGGACAGGAUUUUCAUCUACUCAGUAAUAUUGAGUGAUCCUUUGUUGCCAUCAUUUUUCACCCAAUAUCCUGACCAAAAUGAAGUCAACUGCGGCAUCAAGGAACAUCAACAGAUUUCAGUGCAUAAAACAGCAGCAGCAGGAAAAACAUUGAUUUGUGCAAGAUGUAAAGCAACGUAACAGGCCACAUUGGCACACAUGACAACACCAGGAGACGGCGCUCUUUAUAGAACACAACACAGAUGUAAUAACAUUGGCAACCAGUCGCCAAGUCCCAUAAUGCAAUUCGGCGGAACACAUAAGAAUCGCGACACUUUUUUCACGCCAGAUAAAUUGUAAAUGAUCUAAACGGUUCACUACAAAUGACACGAUCAAGGGCUGAACAGAGUGACUGUAGUAAAUAUACGUAUGUCGCAAAAAUCCAGCCGUUGCGCUCAAAACAUUCGGUGAAAAUGUGACAAGAAUUCUGCUUUUAACACGCUACUUGAGUAAAAAUGUUACGAGUAAAAUUUCAUUUUAUUGUAAAAACUAAAUGCAGUAACUUUAGAUUACUUGGGGGGGCUUGGGCUGUGGCCAGGACACAAAAUUAAAUAAAAAAGAUUAGCUCGUACUUGAUAUCCAAUAUAUAAUUGUAUUACGCUAUACUCAGGAAACUCACAUUAAAUUGUGAUAUUGAGACUACUUUUUCAACCAUUGCAAUGCUUUUAGUCGAAUCAAAGACAGCGCAGACUGACUUGGGUCACUAACACUAGUAGAACUUCAUUUCCACUGAAAGUGCAGUCAAUUUGCCAUGUUUAGUCAUUUGCAGUAACACAAAGCAAUGUUUAACUGCUCCAGACACUUGAAUUGUUAACUAAGAACAAACUGGUCUUACGUCUGUGAAAUGUGUGGCAGACUUGUCGUCGUGUGAUAAAAAAUGCCUCGGGCAGGAAAAUAAGACCUUCCAAAUUCCAAUGAGUAAAACAUGCAGUAACUUCUACUCACUGGUUUUCAGAAGAUUUUAAAUACAAAAAAUACUAAUCAAUGAUUCCAAUUUGGCGAAUUCAGCUCAGUGUGAUUCGAAACUGCACGCGGUCUUUUUGACCAUGUAUAGUCUACUCUGAUUUAUUUCACAAAUAUUACCAAACCCUGAUCACAGUUUUGACAGUGCUUAGGACAGGACACGCGCUCGUUUGGCCAGGUGGACGUUUGGAGCCCCGUACGUAUUGUUAUGUACUUUCAUAAUCUAAGAACGCGUCAGAAUAGAACAACGCGUGCUUCUCGACAUAUGUGCCCCCGACACGUCACAGAGAUUCCUUUUAUACUGUAAUACCACACCUAUAGGGAAGCGCACACUACGGCAACAGCAGCGUGACAGAAAUAUGUUAGACGAUGGCGAUCUCGCGCCCGCCGGGCCCCGUUUGUUUGUUCUUUUCCACGUCGGCGAGUGUAAAGGUCACCCGGCUCUAGCUCUGUCGUGCGUAUGAUUAAGCAAACGGUCGGGCCUUGUUUCACACACGCGCGCGGUCCGUUAGGGACCACAAAGUUCUGCGUGUACUUCCUCUCCGUAGGCUCCGCCCUCCGUCAGGAGCUUAAGCCGACCUUCCCCGAGGAGGAUUUGCGGCGGGCUUCGGGAGACCGCUCGGCUUUGGCCGCUCCGAGGGUUCCGACGCUCUCGUCGCCACCUUUCGGAGGCCCUUCCUUGGUGGCCGAUUUCUCGCGGAAGGCAGUCGUCGACGAAGGACGGGAUGAACGGCGACGAGACGCCCGCCUUCGCCUCCGCCGUUUUCGGCGCACCCUACACCCGCGGCCUCGACGCUCCCGAAGCCAACGGCGAGUCCCGUGCCAAAGCUCUGACGGGAAACGAACAAGUCUAUUUCCCGCGCUCCUCGUCCAAAUACAAGAAAAAGCGAAGGACGGCGUGGCAGGCGGACGGCCUGACGGACACGUCCGAGUACCAAGUGGAGGUUCCCGACCGCCCGCCCGCCCGCCCCUCCGUUCCCGAGGGUCCGUCGCCGUUUGCCUGACGAGCGCUUUUCCGUCCGGCGCCGCAGCACUUGAGCACGUUGGUGUUGGAGCGCAAAGCCGGUCUGCUGACGGUGGAGGACGGCGUGCGACGUCUGCGGCUGCUUCACGCCAAAGGGAAAAUCUGGACGCAGGAUAUGACGCUGCGGGUGGACUGCCGUGGCAUCAGCUUGAUAGACGCCGACACCGAGCACGAGCUCGAGGUCUUCCCGCUGUGCUCGGUGCAGCGGUGCCAGGCGGUGAUGAACGCGUGCGGCUUCGACUCCAUCUUGGCGCUGGUGUGCAAGGACUCGGGUCAGAGCAAGGCCGAUCUUCACCUGUUCCAGUGCGACGACGUCAAGGUGAGCGUGGGCCGCGCCGGCGGCUCGGGCCGCGUCUAAACGGACGGCCGGGCCGUUCCCGCCCGCAGGCCGACCUGAUCCACGCCGACAUCCGGAGCGCUCUGACGGACGCCAAAGGAGGAAAACCCAAAAAACGACCCGAUGUCCUCAAGAUGAUUCUGAAGAGCGAGGGCGACAUCCCGCCUCCCCCCGCCGCGCCCGCCCCAGAACCGCCGUCCUUUCCGGAGACGGGCGCCCGGCGGCCUCGGAACGGUGAGCGAGUCGCGCUGCUCGGACCCUGCGCGCCCGAGGGGGAGCGAGCUCACCGCCCGCUCGGCCUUUCUCGCGCAGGCGGAGGAGAGACCGAGACGGCGGCCGCCGUGGACCGCGACGUGCGAAUCCUCAAUCGCAUCCUGGACGACAUCGAGGCCUUCGUGGGCAAACUGCAGAAAGCGGCCGACGCCUACCGACAGCUGGCCGAGCGCAAGAACAAGAAAAACGACAAGAAAUGUCCCGGAGAGGGGCUCCUGACGCUGCGGUCCAGACCUCCCGCCGAGGAGCAGUUUGUCGACUGUCUGCAAAAGUUCAAAUUUGCUUUCAACCAGCUGGGCAAAUUGCAAGCUCGCAUCCGGAACCCGAGCGCAGAGGAGCUUCUUCACUUCCUCUUCGCCCCCCUCAGAAUGGUACGUCCCGUCCCUCGCCGUAGGCGAAGGGGAGCGACGGCUCCGCCCUGUUUCCCGCAGGUGGUGCGAGCGUCGGGCGGCCCCGAUCUGGCUCGCGGCACCGUCGUCCCGCUGCUCACCGGCGAGGCGGUGGAAUUCCUGCGCGCCGUCGGCACGCCGGAGGAGCGCCGCCUGUGGGCGGCGUUGGGGGACGGCUGGACCAAGAGCAGGUCGGAGUGGCCCGAGGAUCGCGACCUUCCGCCCUGCCCGUUGACGUUCGCCGACGGUUGGCGACCGCCGUCUCCGGAGGAUCGGCCGAGCUGGAGUCCGGCGGAGGAGGGCGCGAACAAAACAGUUUGCCAAAUCCAAGUACGACUUUGUGGCCAGGAACAACACGGAGCUGUCGGUGCUCAAGGACGAGCUGGUGGAGGCAAGACCCCUCGCCCUCCGUUCCGCUUCGCUUCGGCGUCUUCGCCUCACCCGCGUUCCGCCCGUCAGGUGGUGGACGACAGGAAGCAGUGGUGGAAGGUGCGAAACGGCGACGGCCUGCUGGGUUACGUGCCAAACAACAUCCUGGAAGCGCCGGCACCGGCGGUGGACAUCGGCGCUGGCGGGGACAGCGUCUACAGCCACACCAUACAGCUGAUGAUGCCGCGGAAGGAGUUUGAGAUGUUCAAGCAAUUACUGGGAGAGCUCAACGAGAAACAGACCGGCGGCGGUACCGAGCGCCUUGCCGAAAAAGCCCCGCCCGCGCCGCCGCCUCUUCCGCCGCCCGCCGACGAGGCCGUCGGACGCCACGACGCCCCGCUUUCCGGAGACGACGACGGCGGCGCCGUGAGAGCCCUGGCCCGACGCAGAAAGUCCAACAUGGAGGAGGUCCAGGACGAGCUCCUGCACCGACUGACGUUGGGUCGCGGCGCGCAGAAGAAACUCCCCGCGGGGUCGCACGCCACCGCCGGCCUUCCCGGCGUCAACAUCACGUACGAGUCGUCUCCCGACGACGUUCGCGGCUGGCUGGAGGCCAAAGGCUUCGCUCCCGUCACCGUCAGAAGUCUGGGGGUCCUGACGGGGGCGCAGCUCUUCUCGCUCAACAAAGACGAGCUGAAGACCGUCUGCCCCGACGACGGCGCUCGCGUCUUCGGCCAAGUCGCCGUGCAGAAGGCGGCGCUCGAGGUACCGGCGCCGCCGCCACUGACUUCGUUCGGGACUCGACGACGACGACGACCCGCACGAGACGAGCGCGACGCGGUUCAAAUGGGAACGGCGAAAUUUACUGCCCGUUUUUUUUCCGGCAUAAAGCUCGGUUUGGCUUUCCGCGCCCGGGUUCUGUUUGGCCGGGCGUUGUCGACCGCGCCUUCCCGAAGAACCCCGGCCCGCGGUUGGAUCUCGCCGCGUUUCAAACGUAAAGAAAAAGUCGGGUCCGACACGACCGACGAGACAAAACGACGACUUUGGCCGGUUCUUGUGGGCGCGCGGAGACCGAGCGGGACGGCGCGACGGGACUUUUGCCGGCUGACUUUGCGCUACCGGCCGCCGCCUUUGCGGUUUCGGUGUGGCGAGUGUGCCUUUGAUCUCUUCAGGUUUUCUUCUGAGCCGUCCUCCCGUCGUCCCGGCGGCUUCGUUCAGAGUCGAUCGGGCUCCGAGCUGCGGGAGGUCAUGAGGAGACGUCGGGAGAUCCUGGCCUCCGGCGACCCUUCGGACGAAGACCCCGCCCGCUGAAGCUCACGCCGCGGAUUUCCCGCCGUCGAUGGCGUCGGCGCCCGAGAAGGAAAGCCGGCGGUGUUAGCGUAGUCGCUCUUUAGUCGCUGCUGAAAUUCACCCGGACGGACGGAAGGCCGCUCCCGCUAAACCGGAUGUUUAGUCGCCACCGAGGAAAAGCAAAAACGUGAACUCUGUCGUCGGUUAAAGAAGACCGGCCCGUGAAGACGUUCCUCGCGUCGACGGCCGAGAUAUGAAGAGCGGGGACUCAGAAAGUAUGAGUGCAGAACGGAGUUGCUUUGUCUGUAUCAAUGUGUGCAAUGAGCGCAUCGUCCGUGAAGCUCACCCUUCUGUGCAUUGUGCAAUAAAAAUAGAUUCCAUCUCUGGCGUCGGUUUCCGCAUUUUAGCCGCAAAAGCUUACUUGAAUGGCUUCAACUUGCAUGUUCACAAAAGGAAGACAUUCACAGCACUUACAGUCUAGCGCGCAGUCGCACAAAGUGUCUUGCGUUGCGUACGUGCACGCGCACGCGCUUGAGGCGGGCGAGAGGCAACUCAUUCAUAAUAAAGAAGUCUUCGAGUGCUUCGGACCGAUGAGAAGACGCGGCAGACAAGACAGGACGCCCGUGGACGUCGAGCAAAAGGUAGGCUUCGCUUUUGAUGGAGUCAAAUUUUUUAUCGAUGACCUUGCUCAAAUUUGAUGAUGAAUUCUGCUUUUUGUUCCACCUGAAAAAACAAGAUUCCGAAAUUUCAAAUCGAUUUUUUUCCCGUCGCGCGCGCAGACGUGUCGUUACGAUCUCUGGAAUAACGGGCGCGGAUCUCGUC